GCUAAGGUAGACCUUACGAAGAAUAAAAGAUGGGUGAUGCAGCUGGAACAGUACUUCGAUUCGAUCGACAGUAGAUUUUAUAAUACUGGCCGUUUAACAAUCGAGAUGUUUGAUACAUGGUCUGAAAACAUGAGGAAACUUGGAAAGGCCCCCGAAGAAGUGAUACAGAGCGUAUAUGAAAGUUCUCGUAAUUUCUGGAUAGGGGGAGGAAUUCUUCCAGGCAAACCAGUGACGAAGAAGGAAUUUAUCGAAGGCAUGAAUCGUCUUGCUAACGACGAGCUGGAAAAGGAGCGAUUGGGUAAACCGACACUUCACGGCAAGUGUAGUAAUGACUUAUAUGAUGCAAUGGGAUUAAAGAGUGAUGAUUUCAUAACGGUUGAGCAUGUAAAGGUUUUCAUGAAAUGUGUCAACAUGGAUCCAGACGGAGCUGUAGCUUAUUUCGCUAUGGCAGAUAAGGAGAAAAAAGGGAAAAUUUCACGAGAAGAUCUCAUUAAGUUGGAAUUUGGAUAUUGGUUUCAGCCUGAAGAUAGCAAUAAAAACAUGUUUGGGGGAGCUUAUGAAGCCGAAUAA
This is a messenger RNA of Paramuricea clavata, 570 nucleotides long. NCBI's taxonomy places the organism in Eukaryota, Metazoa, Cnidaria, Anthozoa, Malacalcyonacea, Plexauridae. The record is from the annotation of a GenBank genome assembly.